Messenger RNA from Perkinsus marinus ATCC 50983, 1713 nucleotides. RefSeq lists its product as hypothetical. The transcript is spliced from 12 exons. The coding region runs from base 1 to 1536 and encodes 511 amino acids. The record is from RefSeq and is a predicted model, not a curated record. NCBI's taxonomy places the organism in Eukaryota, Perkinsozoa, Perkinsida, Perkinsidae.
AUGGAGGCUAUGGGACCAUCCACUACUACUACUACCACGACCACUGCACCAACGAGAGCCAUGGUCAACAUACCGGCUGUGGGACAGGCUGAUCUCACUGUCCCUGGUAUCCAGAGUCGAUCUGACACAAGUCCAACCUCGGCCGAGAGUGGAGAUGGUCCAGCUAGGUUCGUAAUCAUAGGAGGAGCAGGGUCAAUGAAUCAGUUUGACAUGUCACCAACGGGUGGCCAAUGGGACUUCGAACAAGAGCCCAAUAGGGCAGCAGCAUCGCUCCGCCUCUGUAUAUGGGCCAUGUUCCUCUUUGCAUGCAUGGUAAUGUUCAGAGUACAGCAGGAUAAGCUCGCACAGGCUAUGGCUAACCGUCGGAGUAAUGUAUUGCAUCUGAUGGCACCUUGGGAGAAGGCAAGCUUCAAUGACAGGAAUUCGACAGAGCUGAGAGCUGUCUAUAUAGAUCCACGAUUGGCCACAGUGGCAUCGAACCUUCGAUUAGGCCAGAACCAUGAGCUGGAUGUGACCAAGCUACUACCCCCCAGAUCGAACUCGUAUAUCCGCGAGCUGGACUCUCAGCGGUUGGUUGCUAGUGUUUUGGACGGUCCUUGGCGAUCUACGACGUACUCUAACGAUGACAAUGAGUCUGUCGAACAGGCCGCUAGCGAUGAUGUAGCGAUGUUACAGAGUAUCGACAAGAACCUAUACGCUGCGAAUAAGGGCGUAUCGGACUUAUGCCCUAGUGGGGAUAAACGCUCCUGCAUGAUGGCUUUAUUGAAGGACAAGCAUCAGAAAGGUAGUAGCUGCUUCCACUUGGCUGCAUCCCCCGACGGUGGUAUUGCUGCAUUUGAUGUCGCCAAGAACGACACAGCUGUUUGCCUUGGUAGUGAGGAAGGAGUAGAGAUUCGAGCGUUACUGCCUGAUCGGUUCUCCAACAGAGCAGUGUAUGUAUGGAGGCCAGCUGCAGAUGAUGAUGAAGAGGAAGACUCUGGAGCAUCUGUUGAUUGCGUUACGACAGUGGAUACCAUCACCGGGCAGUGCAUCGACUCGGUGCCUGUCCAUCCGGCUAGUUACUACGCUAUGGACUUUCGAGAGGAGUCGGCUCAGAAGGGCAAAGGUUCGAGCCCCACGACCAAGUUGGUGAGUGUCACCUAUGACUAUCAACGGUGGCAGGCCGUGCUUCGGUCCUAUGUUGUGGGGGGCAGUGAGGGGAAGCCUCCGGUGUCCAGCGCGCCCGAAUUCAAAUCGGUAUUGUUCACGUCUCGAGGACCCUUCUGGGUAUUGGAUUCGCCCGAAGUGUCUGACGGCUUCGUCAUCCUGGUGGCUGGCACGGAGCCCCAAAUCGGCAUCCUCCACGCAGCGCCGCUCUAUGACGCUCAAAUAGGGCCGGCCUCGAACCAGUGGAUGAAACAAGGAGACGUUUUACGGCGUGAAAACACCCGGUCGGCGUACUACAGACACGUCUCGAGUAAAAUGGUCGAUGAUAGCGUGUCUGAGAUCCAACAACAGAAGAGUAAGUGUUCCUGCCAAGCACUGCCGGCCCACUGAUCGGGCCCUGCCUGUUUCUGGACUAUUGAGUUUUGUUUCGAGAGCCUUUUGUAUCCUUCCUACCUGUAACUUUUCGUUCAUCGUCAUCAUCAUCUCCCUGGUGCUCCGUGAAGCUAGUAUGCAAAUCCUUGGCUGGAGUCUCUCUCGGAACUUCUGUGAGUAUUCAGCCUUCCCAGU